AUGUCGACUUUCGACGCACUCUGCGGGCGCUGUCGAAGAACAGUCGGCGCCAAUACGCACAACUGGAUUGACCACCAUACCCAGAUAAGCCUGAAGAUCUCAGCAGCAAAGGGCUGCCAGAUCUGUCGCUUGCUGUUCCACACGUUCUGCAAGCAAUCGCCGAGAGACGUCGGCAGGUGCGAAAAACUGCGCAUUGCCAGGCUUCACAGCGACUCGGUGUCUGUCAAAGGCUUCAAUGAUGCUAUCCAGAGAUUCGAGGUCGUUGGGCCAGGUCACGACUUUCGGCGAGUCCAAACGCGCCCAGAUGCAGAAGAGACGUACAGCUUGAUCUCCAAUUGGCUCGCUGACUGUGUUGCAAAACACGAUGCUUGCCAAAAGCCAAAAGACCUCAUCGUCCCAAGGAGACUGAUCGAGGUUACGGACAAAUUACGUCUUACCUACUGGAACUCACUUCCACCUGGGGAGACGUACGCAGCUCUGAGCCAUUGCUGGGGCAGCUCCCCAGGGCUGAUAACCACGGUUGGUAACCUUAGGCUGUUCGAGAUACACAUUGAUCCUCCCAGUCUACCUCGGACAUUUCGAGACGCAAUUGAAGUCACGCGCAAACUCAACAUUAAACAUCUUUGGAUCGAUGCACUAUGCAUCAUUCAAGAUAGCCAAGAAGACUGGCGAGCAGAAGCUGCAAAGAUGGGCCACUACUACAGGAACGCGCACCUGACCAUAUCUGCGCUAGACGCGCCUGACGGUUCAACAGGCUUCCUUGCUACCAAGAGAGCGUUUCCAACAGCACGGAUCGACGACAAGGAGUCGUGGCGACAGUCAGGACUGUCUUGGAAGGACACAUUCCGCCAGUCACCUCUGAGUCGAAGAGGGUGGGUACUCCAAGAGAGGCUCUUGUCUCGACGGGUGUUGCACUAUGCGAGAGAUGAGGUUCUCUGGGAAUGCAUGACAUGUUCUGCACGGGAAAGAACUGCAUCCUUUUCAGACAAAGACACCGGUAAGCGCAUUGCGAGAAAGCACUACCUAGGUGAUGCUGCUUCCGUCCAAAUCAAGCAGUGGUACGAUAUUGUCUGUCAAUACUCCGGGCUCGACCUGACGGUUGAUACCGACGUCUUCGCGGCCAUUGGUGGUAUAGCAAGGACUUUUCGCAAUGCCACGGGCAUGAAAUACGCUGCAGGACUUUGGUGGGAACACCUGCCAUACGGUUUCCUCUGGUAUUGCGAAAGCACGAAACUACGUGACGGACCCUCUGUAGCUCCUAGCUGGUCCUGGGCAUCCAGGAGGGGACCCGUGAGGAUGCUGUGUCAGCCACCAGCAUGGGUCCUGGACGCUACGUGUAAACGUCCGCUCCAAUCGUCUGUACAAGAUGCUCAAAACUACAUUGCAAGCAUAGUUGGUUUUCGGCUUGAGUUCACCGAUGAUGCUGUGGACCGGGGACGAGACAUUAGGUUAAGGAUCGAAGCGUAUCACGCCAGAGUCUUCUGUCGAAGUAGCUGUGAUACACGACCACCAUUCGACGACCCAGAUCUGCGACGCAUCAUCUCUAUCUACGAGGAGUUUGGAUGCCGUAUUGGAACGGGUUAUCUGGAUCACAUACCAAGUGAAGAUUUCAAAGAGUGCAUAGCAAUCGUGCUGAUGCAACAACCUGAGCCAACUUGGGACUCUGGGCAGGACACAAAUGUAACAUACCUUAUGUUGGUCGAGAAGACCGAAAACGAGCAGGAUGAGGAAACAUACGUACGAAUCGGAAUCGGACGUACUGUCGACCUCCUGGAAGGUUGUGUCUUUGAGGACAAAUGGUUGCGAGCCACGCAGCAACGUACCUUUCUCCUCAAAUGA
Molecule: messenger RNA, 1839 nt
Organism: Ascochyta rabiei
Lineage: Eukaryota; Fungi; Ascomycota; Dothideomycetes; Pleosporales; Didymellaceae
Exons: 2
Coding region: 1-1839 (612 amino acids)
Source: RefSeq, a predicted model, not a curated record